AUGAUGAUCGUGGACUUGGGCUGCUCCACUGGUCCAAAUGCGCUUGCAUUGGUAUCGAUCACCGUUGAGGCGAUCCACGCUAAUUGUCUUCAGUUCCAGCAACCACCACCGGAAGUGUGUGUGCUCCUCAACGAUCUCCCCGAGAACGACUUCAACACGGUGGUGAAGAGCCUGGUCACGCUCCGUCAAAGCAGCGAUCCUGUUGCCGUGACCGGUAUCACACCAGGCUCGUUUUACGAGCGGCUCUUCACCAGUGAAUCCUUGCAUCUUGUUUGCUCGUCCAAUAGCUUGCAUUGGCUCUCAAAGGCUCCAGAAGAUCUAACAAAAAAUCUCAUCCCAGCAUAUGACAUUGAUGAGCAUUCUAGGCAUGAAAGGCUCUUCCCAUGCAAAGAGCUGAGGGAAAUCAUCCAAGAAGAGGGCUCCUUUUCAAUCAGGGAGAUGCGGGCACAUGACCCUAGAACCGAUAUGAACAAUGCUCUCAGCACCCCAGGCAGGUUCACGAGAUUUCUUAGAGCUUUGUUUGAGCCGGUAUUGGUCCAACAUUUUGGAGAUGUCAUGGAUGAAUUCGUGAAGACCACGGAGCGGCGGUGGGUCCUAGAGGGAAGCUUGCAAGAGGAGAGGGCUAGAUGUCCUUAUGCUAUGCUGGUUGUAUCCCUUGCAAAGGCAUGA
Molecule: messenger RNA, 669 nt
Organism: Triticum turgidum subsp. durum (durum wheat)
Lineage: Eukaryota; Viridiplantae; Streptophyta; Magnoliopsida; Poales; Poaceae
Source: the annotation of a GenBank genome assembly